This is a messenger RNA of Melampsora larici-populina 98AG31, 973 nucleotides long. RefSeq lists its product as uncharacterized. Gene Ontology annotation, biological process: protein folding. Gene Ontology annotation, molecular function: ATP-dependent protein folding chaperone; ATP binding. Gene Ontology annotation, cellular component: chaperonin-containing T-complex. NCBI's taxonomy places the organism in Eukaryota, Fungi, Basidiomycota, Pucciniomycetes, Pucciniales, Melampsoraceae. Bases 470 to 973 code for a protein of 167 amino acids. The transcript is spliced from 5 exons. The record is from RefSeq and is a predicted model, not a curated record.
ACUUCACCUCAUUUCCUAUACUCGAAUCUCUCAACUCCCCACAACAUGGAAGCUCCUGCCAGCUCAGUCGCCAAAUCAGUUCAACCUCAAAAAGCAUUUCAAGAAUGCCGAAAAACCAAUUGAAGUCAGGCUGAGUAAUAUGACAGCAGCGAAAGCUAUCUCCGACGCCAUUCGACCUUCCUUGGGACCUCGUGGAAUGGACAAGAUGAUUCAGACAGCAGACGGAAAUGUGACGAUUUCUAAUGGUGGUGCUUCUAUUUUGAAACACGUGUUAUGCAUCCUGCUGCUCGCAUGUGGGUCAAACUUUCAGCCGCUCAAGAUGUUUCAGCGGGUGACGGAACUACAAUUGUCGUAGUCUUAGCAGGCAGUUGACUCGGCGCGGCUGAGAAGUUACUAUCUAAAGGUAUUCAUCCUACCAUCAUUAAGUUUCUCAAGAGCUGCAAUCAAAUGUGUAAAAUAUUUAGAAGAAAUGUCAACACCGGUCGAUCUGAACGAUCGAGAAUCGCUUCUACGUGCCGCAAGCACUUCUCUGAACUCUAAGAUCGUCUCUCAAUCCUCUUCUAUCCUUGCUCCGAUUGCAGUGGAAGCAGUUAAACGGGUAGCUGACUUGAAAAACUCGAAUGUUGACCUCAAGAAUAUCCGGAUAGUCAAGAAGGUUGGUGGUACGAUUGAGGAUACCAGCUUGGUUGAUCGUCUUGUACUUCGUCAAAAUGCCAUCACCGGUCAAGGUGGCCCCUCUCGCAAAGAAAAAGCGAAGAUCGGACUAAUUCAAUUUCAACUUGGUGCUCCCAAACCAGGCAUGGACAAUCAAAUCAAAGUUGACGAUUAUCGUCAAAUGGAUAAGAUCCUCAAAGCGAGCUCACUAAAAACAUCGCCAAGACCGGCUGCAAUGUGCAUCAAUCAUUGGAGCAUCUUUUGGUCUUUUGGAUAUUUACAAUCAAUCAUUAGAUUCGUUCAUCGAUGGUCUUUGUAA